This is a messenger RNA of Tyto alba (common barn owl), 2845 nucleotides long. RefSeq names its product death effector domain-containing protein. Gene Ontology annotation, biological process: apoptotic process; extrinsic apoptotic signaling pathway via death domain receptors; regulation of apoptotic process. The record is from RefSeq and is a predicted model, not a curated record. Gene Ontology annotation, molecular function: protein binding; DNA binding. Lineage: Eukaryota; Metazoa; Chordata; Aves; Strigiformes; Tytonidae. Gene Ontology annotation, cellular component: nucleolus. The transcript has 6 exons. The coding region runs from base 1538 to 2563 and encodes 341 amino acids.
GCGUCGCUCCGCAGCCGCGGCGGCCGCCUGCGAGCGGGGAGCGGAGCGGACGGAGCCAACAUGGCGGCGCCGAGCCUGGGCCGGGCCUGAGCCCGAGGCCGCGGCGGCCUCAGCCCGGGCAGCCCCGCAGCGGGGCCGGCGCAGCGGAGCGGGGGCCGAGCCGGCGGGCAUGGCGGGGGCGGUGUGAGAGGGCUCCUCGGCGGCGCCUGUGCGUGAGGGGACGGGCCCGGGCCCAGGCCGCCUCCCCCCCCCCCCCCCCCCGCCCUCGGCGCGGCCCGGUACCGGGCAGCGGCAGCGCAGGAGAGGCCGCGGGUCCCGCGGGAUGGGGGCUUAGCGGGGGCCGCCGAGCCGCUCUCCUCGGCCACCCGCGGGGCAGCCCCCUCGGGCCGGCGGCCCCUCGCCGCCCUCCCCGCCGCUGCCGCUCCCGGGGCCCGGCGGGGAGAAGACAGGGCCGCUCCGGUUCCCGGAGCUCCGACCGAGAAGCUUUGAAAAGCCUCGGGGGCUCCCGGGCUGCGGGGGGGCCGGGGCCGGGGCCGGGCUGCGGGAGGUGCCGGUAACGGAGAGGGAAGAGCCGCGCAGCGAAGCCUUGGCCGCCUCCGGGUAACCCCGGCCGGGUCGUUUCGCGCAAUAUUUUCGGGAGCUUUAAGCUUCGCUUCUGGAAGAACCAGAGUUUUUAUUUUUGAGUAUUUAAUAGAGGCGUAGGGCAGCGUGGCUGCGGAGGCUGGGACGAGGCGCUGGGCCCAGCUUGCCGAGCUGGCCGUGUCCUGGGGGAUAAACUGGUCCCGGGAAGGAGACGGGCGCUCUGAUUGCGAGUAAGCGCAGAGGAGAAGGUAUGGGCUGAAUUUUAAAAGAAUAACCCAGUUCAGGUGACCUUCUCUUGGCUUCGUUAUUAAGGUUUAUCACUUCACCCGAUCCAGUUUCGGGGGGAAUUGCUAUACAAAGAAAGCAAAUCGAGGUUUAAGGUAAUCUGAGCACCCUGCCCAUUGCCUGCAUCUGUGAGGCCGGCGUUAAGUCCUGCUGGUAAGAAGGGAACAGGGGAGGUAGUUCUUCAGGAAUGGUCUUUUUUUAAAAAAGAAAUGACCUAGAGAGCGCAGGGUGAGUUCUGGACUUUUAAUUUUCCUCCUCCCUAUGUCAAUAAAUUAUUAAGUAGGAAAAAGAGAAGGUUUUGGAGGAAAAAAAAAAAAAAAAUUUGGGUGGCUUCUGGCAAGUCGACCAGCUUUAACACUGACCGCCGGUACCCGACUCUGGACGUUUGGCUUCCCCGCUGCAAGAGCCAUACGUGAAACUGCAGGCGCUGCCGCGGUUUUGUUGGGUAGUUUAUUUAAAGAGUCAAGGAGAAAAGGGGAUAGAAGACUUCUUAAAAACACUCUCGCUUGGCUGCUGUUCGAAGUGUGGAUAUAAGCAAGACCAGAAGAGCUCCUCGUUAAGCGCGCCGGACGGAGGAGGCUGGGAUUGGGCUGCUCCGGAAAUUUCACCUCAGAGCCAAAUUUCGACUUGAAGUUGGGUUUUGUGACUUCUGAGCCCCAUCCGGGCAGGAAUGUGCUGUCAGGAGGGUUGCGGUGCUGAGAGGAGCCCCUGGCUCGGCGCGUGCCCGCUGCGGUGGAAGAUGGCCACCUUCAAACGGAGCCGAGCACAAGCCUGGCCGGAGGAGCGGGGCGACCGGGAGCACGGGCUGUACAGCCUGCACCGCAUGUUCGACAUCGUGGGCACGCACCUGACCCACCGGGACGUGCGGGUGCUCUCCUUCCUCUUCGUGGACGUGAUCGACGACUACGAGAGGGGGAUGAUCCGCAGCGGCCGGGACUUCUUGCUGGCGCUGGAGCGGCAGGGCCGCUGCGACGAGACCAACUUUCGGCAGGUGCUGCAGUUGCUGCGGAUCAUCACGCGCCACGACCUGCUGCCCUACGUCACCCUCAAGAGGCGACGGGCCGUGUGCCCGGACCUGGUGGACAAGUACCUGGAGGAGACGUCCAUUCGCUACGUGACGCCCCGAGCUCACAGCGAGGCAGAGCACGGGCUCGGCCACCCCCAUAAAUCAGUGCCUCCCCACCACCCCGUGGUCUGCUGCUCCCCCGCGGGACCCCAGAUCUGUACCAAGAGGCCCGGCCGCGGCAGGACCCUCCUCAGCAGCCAGCGCAAGAGGAGGAAGUCGGCGACGCCGGACCCUAAGGAGAAGCAGACCUGUGACAUCCGCCUGCGAGUCCGAGCCGAGUACUGCCAGCACGAGACGGCGCUUCAGGGCAACGUCUUCUCCAACAAGCAGGACCCCUUGGAGCGCCAGUUCGAGCGCUUCAACCAGGCCAACACCAUCCUGAAGUCCCGGGACCUGGGCUCCAUCAUCUGUGACAUAAAAUUCUCAGAGCUCACCUACCUCGACGCGUUCUGGCGCGAUUACAUCAACGGCUCCUUGCUGGAAGCCCUCAAGGGCGUCUUCAUCACGGACUCGCUCAAACAAGCCGUGGGCCACGAAGCCAUCAAACUGCUGGUCAAUGUGGACGAGGAGGAUUACGAGGUCGGGCGCCAGAAACUCCUGAGGAACUUGAUGCUGCAGACGGCUCCCUGACGGCUGCUCGGUGGGAUCCAAGCUUUUUCCUUCUCCUUUUUUUUUUUUUUUUUUUUCCUUUUUUUUUUUUUUUUUUUUUCUAAAAGAAAAGGAAAAGAUGAUUGAAACCCCCACCCGGUACUGUGCGACUCUGGGUUCGGAGCCGGGCUGGAGCCACGGGGAGCGCCGGAGGCUUACGUGUGUCCUCGCCCCUUUCCUGUCCUGUCACCUCCUCUCUCGCUUUGUUUUCCUUUUUUCUCUUUAUUUUGUAUCCAUUAAAAACAAAACAACAAAAAAAAAAAA